ACAUUUGAGUCUGCUAUUUGUGAUCUUCGAGGUCAUACUAGUUCAGGGUUUUAAAAUAUAAUGCAAUUUUUGUAUGCAAUUAUAGUACCUACGCAAGAGUGAGUGUUUCAAAAAUGCCGUUCUUGGAUAUUUUCCGGAAUUUAUUUGGUAUCAGGUACCCGGAUGGUCCAAAUCCAAAUUACGGGCCCGAAAUUCCGAGACAGGAAAAUAAUAAAUUUCGUAAUCCUAUUUGGGAAAAUGAUGACGAUGAGGAUGAUGCCAGUGACUUCAGAGAGUCCAAUGGAGGAAUACAUUUCCAAAUAUUUGGAGAUCCCAUCGAGAUGACUCGUUACUUCGAGUCCCAAAUGGACAAUAUGUUGAAGAGUAUCUUCGAUGGUUUUGGCCAAAGAGGCGGAUUUAUGGUGCCAUUCGACGGUGAGCCUACUUUAGAAGCUCUACCUCCUCCGGAAACAAAAAGAAGUGCAAGUUUACGUGAUAGAAUUCUCAAUCGGGAAUUUGAAUCCACAGAAUUUUCUCGAAAUCCGAAAGUGGAUUCGGAUCUAGAUGGAAAAAUUAGUUCUGAGGAGCUUACAAAAGUUUGGAAAGAUCCCAGCAUACAGGAAGUUGAACCAUACAAUCCUCGAAAUUCAAUCGCCAGUCGUUUUGCCGGAAGAUCUACUUCAACUCAAAUAAUUCGAAGAAGCGAUGGUACCUUAGAAAAGCGUCAAACUUUCCGAGACAGUGACGGCAACGAAAAAAUAACGGUCACGAGACAAAUUGGCGACAAAAUGCACGAAAUUAUAACGAAGAAGGAUAAAGCGGGAAUUGAAAGUAAAACUGAAAAUUUGAUUAAUAUGGAUGAAAAAAAUAUCAUAGAAUUGUACGGGGUUUUAUAA
Molecule: messenger RNA, 875 nt
Organism: Belonocnema kinseyi
Lineage: Eukaryota; Metazoa; Arthropoda; Insecta; Hymenoptera; Cynipidae
Exons: 6
Coding region: 114-875 (253 amino acids)
Biological process (GO): regulation of actin filament polymerization; negative regulation of apoptotic process
Cellular component (GO): clathrin-coated vesicle; mitochondrion; actin cytoskeleton
Source: RefSeq, a predicted model, not a curated record